AUGAUGGAGACGAGUAGUACUGAGAAGACUCGAAUACGUGAAAGCAAGACAAGCACUAAGGGGACUGUAAAACAUAAGUUUCAGAAUUGCGAAGAUUCGGUGAAAAUAGUCGUAAGAAGGCUACCACCGUUACUCUCCAGAGAUGAUUUCAUGGACAGAUUGAAGGAGAACAACAAAGUUUAUGACAAUGUUCUUGAGAGUUACUUUGUGGAAGGAAAAUAUCCCGAAAAUCGGUACGAUGGAAUUGUUAAUUCAAGGUGUUAUCUAUUACUGAAGAACGAGCAAAGUGCAACAGGAUGUGUACGAUAUCUGGAGAAGCUGACCUUUGUGAACUCUACAAAGGAAAGACAAGCUGAAGAAGAUACACAAGACGUGGAGGGAGACACAACAGCUAUCGAAGAAAACGAAAAGGAGCAACUUAAAAAUGCAUUGAGAAAGCAAUUAGAAGUUGAGAGGAAGAAUGAGCAGUUUAAGCCAGUAAUUGAACGGGCCAUGUACUAUCAAAUGCCACCAACAGGAAGGAGCAAAGUAACUUCAUCAAACUUUAGUAUCAAGAAGACAAAGCUAUUCAAGACGUUUGUGAAUUAUCUUGAGGAUCCAGACGAGGCCAGCUUGGCUAAAGUGAUGAGGUUCUUAGGUGAUGAUAAUGGUACAAAGAAAAUAAUAAAAGGCAAGAAGAAAGCAAACAAAAUGGGUAAAAAGAAGACUACACGUGCUCAAACAGAAUCCAAGAGAACUACAAAGAAGAGAAAUUCUCAGAAGAAGAACCAAAAUAAGAUCAAUUCUCGAUCUGAAGAGAAAGCAAAUGGCGAUAACGUUGUGCAAAGCCUCAAAAAGAAAAAGAAUAAAAGGCGCUUCAAGAAUAAGAAGGUUGAUAAAACAUCGCAUGCGAAUCAGGCCGUUGAAUGUGAUUCGGGCGACACUGAGUUGGGGGUUUCACAGAUUCAUGAAUUUGGAGAUAUUUUAAUACCUAAGGAAGCCAAAUUGAGUGAUCUAUUGUCCAGUAGAUUUAUUCAAAAUGUUCUGGUGUAUCUCUAUGGUGUGGAGAGGGAAGAUAAAGGAGACGUGGCGGAGGAGAUUAAAAAAGAGAACGAGUAUAGAUGCUUCAAAGAUCUAAUUGAGUACUAUAAAGAAGAGUUUAAAGAUAUUCCGGCGGUGAUGAGAUGGGUUGAAUGUUCCAAGUUUGAUGGCCAAUCAGUAUCUCUGUUAGAUGUUCAAUUGCAGGGAGAUUGUAGCAAAAAUAUGAAGCUAGGGGAUUUGACUCUAGAUGAGCUUACCGAAUUAGUUUCACAGAUAUACCAGAUAUGUUCAUUGUUGGUAGUUACUGGAGUUAGAGGACGCAAUACAGGAUGGGCAAGUACGAAUUUAAAAUAUCUGGAUAAUAGAGACAAAGAAUUUCUAAUGCAGUUUACACCAUACAGUGAAGAGAAGUCGACCACUGACCGAAUUCAAGCGUCAGAGAUUCCAGAAGAGAGAUAUUACAAAUUAUUGCAGCAGAAUGAACAGAUGCAAGAAAAGCUAUCAGAAACGGAAUGGUUGAACGAGCAAUUACAAGGAAAGUUGGAAACCAGGGACGAAGAAAUAAACGAACUCAGCGAUCAAAUAGAACGGUUACGUAACCGAGCAGAUGUUGAGCCACAAAAAGAGCUGAACGAAGCUUAUAAAAAAGGAGUAUUCGAGGUGAGAAUAUUAGAAGAGAUUAUAAAGAAACUCAAUCAAACUAAAUAA
Messenger RNA from Brettanomyces nanus, 1728 nucleotides. RefSeq lists its product as uncharacterized. NCBI's taxonomy places the organism in Eukaryota, Fungi, Ascomycota, Pichiomycetes, Pichiales, Pichiaceae. The transcript has 3 exons. The record is from RefSeq and is a predicted model, not a curated record. Gene Ontology annotation, molecular function: nucleic acid binding. Bases 1 to 1728 code for a protein of 575 amino acids.